CUCGUCCUCUGGGCGCGUGGAGUCACACACCGCACACAUCUCGCGCUCAGUGAAGCCUGCGCGUGUACAUCCAGUGGUGGCCGACACAUCAACAUGAAAACUUUCGCGCUACUAGCGUGCUUUUGCGCAGUCGCGCAAGCUCAAUUCGGGAAUCCCCAAGGAUUCGGGCGCGGCUCCUCCCCAUUUGGCAGCCAGCAGGCUCCGGUGCAGUCCAGCCGAGGCGUGUUCCAGUCCAGGAAUGCGGUCCAGCAGCAGCCGGCCAGCCUGCGCCAGGAGGUGGCUGCGCCUGCGCAGUUCGCUGGAGCCUGCCGGGAGCUGAAUGAACGCUACCCCGUGUCGGGCAGCUGCGAUCGAUACAUUGAGUGCAUUAAUGGAACAGCAGAGGAGAAGCUGUGCCCCGACGGUCUCAGGUUCGAUGCCGACGUGAACUUCAACGUGUACCCCUGCAAGUACCCCAACGAGAUCCCCUGUCUCGAGAGAUCCUCCCUACAGCCUCCGCAACCAACAGCGGACUGCCCGAAUCAGUUCGGUAUCUUCAAGACCGGGGACUCUCGCAACUGCAGUGGGUUCCGUAACUGCGUGAACGGCGUCGGCCACGACUUCACCUGCCCCGAGGGGCUGGCCUUCAGCUCCAGUAGCUACCGCUGCGAGUGGCCCGAUGAGGUGGAGGACUGUGAUGCUGAAGCAUUCCUCGGCUUCCGUUGUCCUGAAGUGCCAAUCUCCAAGGAGCUUGGACCCCCAGCCGGCUUCAGAUACUACAGGUCCGACACGGACUGCCAGAAGUACUUCCUGUGCAUCGAGGGGCGGCCGCGCGUGCUGGCGUGCGGCGGCGACUCCGCCUUCGACGACCUCACCACCACCUGCGUCUCCGCUGACCAGGUAUCAGCCUGCCCCCCCGAGCUGCGCGCCGCGGCGGCCGACGCGCGCGAGCUGGAGCAGCAGCGGCUGGCCAAGCAGCUGCAGUACGACGAGCAGUUUGCGAGGAACCCGCCGCACAAGCGCCGCUUCUAGACACACACACACUCUUAGCCACUAGUCCAAUAUGUUGUACAGUCAUAGUGAAAUAAAUAUUCUGUUUUGUUAUA
This is a messenger RNA of Plutella xylostella (diamondback moth), 1085 nucleotides long. Its product is annotated as protein obstructor-E. Gene Ontology annotation, molecular function: chitin binding. Lineage: Eukaryota; Metazoa; Arthropoda; Insecta; Lepidoptera; Plutellidae. Gene Ontology annotation, cellular component: extracellular region. The record is from RefSeq and is a predicted model, not a curated record.